This is a messenger RNA of Monomorium pharaonis (pharaoh ant), 1837 nucleotides long. Its product is annotated as FAST kinase domain-containing protein 4. Lineage: Eukaryota; Metazoa; Arthropoda; Insecta; Hymenoptera; Formicidae. The record is from RefSeq and is a predicted model, not a curated record. The coding region runs from base 166 to 1785 and encodes 539 amino acids. The transcript is spliced from 10 exons. Gene Ontology annotation, biological process: regulation of mitochondrial mRNA stability.
UAUAUCUCAAGCUACUUCGUAACCACAUCUGAACAUCUCUGCGUCUAUGACCGAGCGGAUGGAUCUAACCUAAAAUAUGUACACCUGAUGUAUCAAGGAUAAUUCAUAGCAAUUAUAUAUUUUCGUCGUAACGCUAUUUUUUCUUCGCUCGUAACUUUAAUAAUAAUGCUGCAGUUCAGCGCGAUGCUGUAUACUGCUACCUCCAGACUUGCGCCCCGGUCGCCCACCUGGCGCUUGACCGCGCUCGUAGCCUGCAACUCCAGCACGACGAUCACUGGCGAGCAACUCGCCAUAUCUGCGAACGACAAUGCCAAGUUCUCAGAGGUGCAAGCAGGCUUGCAGGAGAAAAGUGAACAGAAAUCUAAAGAGACGGAUAUGCAGAUGACAGAAGAAACAAACGAUACAAAGUCAAGUAGGAAUGACAGAAUAUUUUCCGAACAAUUAAAAGCUGCUGAGUCUGUAAACGAUUUGCUGGACCUAGCACUGUUACCAAGUUUAUCUAAACAUAAUGCUUUGAAGCUGAUAUCAAGCAUAACUAAUCAGAUAAACAGCAGGAAAUCGCAAGUAAUAGACAUUGAGGCUGACGAAAGAUUUAUUCACCUCAGGAAAAUAGUAGACGACGAGAGAAAAACUCAUAAGUUUGAUUUGUCAAAAUACUCCCAGUUAUCAACACCUGCAAUGAUUGCAGUGAUUGCGUCAUUGAGAGAACAAGAAAAGAGACCUGCUUCGCUAUUAAAGAUGUUGUCAUACAACAUUGCCAAGUACAACUCAACAUUAAAUUUGAAGCAAUGUUCAACUUUGUUAUAUAGCAUGUCCUUGCUCAAUUUUCCAGACAAGGUUUUAUUGGAAAAAAUCGCAAAUGACUUACUGGAGUGUAUACCGGAAAGCGACAGUACCACUGUAAACACAGCUAUAUUAACGUCACUAGGAUUUCUGCGUUACAAGAAUGAGAAUGUACUUGAUGCAUUUUGCGACACGUUCUUUAAGCAAUCCAUGAAAUACAAAUUACUGGAUUAUUCAUCAAUAUUACAAACGUUUGCGGCUCUACAGUAUAAAUCAGAAAAAGCUAACGCAUUUGUCAAGAAAUUUGCAGAGUAUGUAAGCCCAUUUCAAACGAGUUUGGUCGAAUGGUUGGAUAUUGUUUGGUCCUUAGCAGUUUUAGAUGCAGCAAAACCACAACACGUAAAAUACAUCCUAGACCCUACAUUUUUAAAAAAAUUAAUCACCUCUAGCAAACUAAAUAUAGCAAGGAAAUUAAAAAUAUUAAAUAUAAAUGCUGUCGCACAGUUUAUAUUAAAGGAUUAUGAAGGGCCUCUUUUAGAGAAAGAUUCAAACUUUUAUAAUGUACCUAUAGUUAGGUCAAAUGAAAAGCAAAUGUUUAUAGAGGCAUUGUCGAAAGCACUAAAGGAAAUAUUACCAUCUUCAUCUUAUUUUAAAACGAACGUUGAUACAAACAUGGGCUUUUGCCUAGAUGCAGAAUAUCGCUUAGAUGAUCAACAUAGGUUUGUGAAAGUGGAAGAUUGGAAUAAACAGACGAAUGUACGAAGGAUAGCAAUAAUGGUGCAUAAUUACCACGACUAUUGCAUAGGAGAGAAUGAUGAUGAUCUUAUAGGAUCGGCAUAUGUGUACAUACAAUUAUUGAAAGCUAGAGGAUACGACGUCAUAACAAUUUCUUAUAAGAAUUUCAGUUUACAAGACAAUAUAAAAACUCGGGUUUGUUAUUUGGAGCAAUGCAUGAAUAGCAUGCAGGAAAUAAAAUCAGCAAAACAAACACAAUCAACAUAAGUGCAGUAUUGGUUUAGUCCAAUAAAAUCUAAAUAAAUAUAUUUAAGAAGAU